CCUACCUGUGAGAAUGUGGUGCUGUUCCUUGGCGAUCGUGUGUCUCCUGCUGGGAUUUUCAGAGGCCCGGAAGGGAUUUGGACCUGGGGAGCAGGACUGGGGCUACGUGGACGUGCGGGAGGGGGCCCACAUGUUCUACUGGCUCUACUACACCACGGCCAAUGUAAGGAGCUAUACGGAGCGACCGUUGGUCCUGUGGCUCCAAGGUGGACCCGGUGGCGCCUCCUCGGCUUUGGGCAACUUCGUGGAACUGGGACCAGUGGACAUAAAGGGCGCACCGCGGGAGGGAAACUGGGUGCAGCACGUCAACGUGCUGUUCAUCGACAGUCCCGUGGGAUCGGGCUUUAGCUAUGCCGACAACACCAGUCUGCUGGUGACCAACAACAAAGAGCUCAUCGACGACCUCAUGACCUUCAUGUUGCACUUCUAUAAUUCGCACACCGAGUUAAAGAAUGUCCCACUGCACAUUUUCUCAGAAAGUUAUGGAGGUAAAGUGGCUCCCGCCUUGGCCAUCAAACUGGAAAAAGCCAUGAAGGCUGGUGAACUGGCAAGGCCUGGAAUCCUAAAGUCCGUGACCAUAGGGAAUCCCUGGAUAUCCACUCGCCAUAUCUGUCGCGAACACUCUAAGUACUUGUUCGUCAAUGGUCUAAUCGAUGAGGAUGGGGUGGCGGAAAUAGAUGCCCAAGAGAAGAAAAUCCUGAGCGCCCUCGAGAAUCACGAGUUCGAAAAGGCCACCGAUGAGUAUAUAGCAUGGUUCGACAUCAUGCAAGAACUGACCGGUGGGAUCUACGUAUACAACACACAGACCCACAUCGAUCCCUCUGAGGAUCACACCUACGGCUUCGGACCUGAAUUGAACCUCCUGAUGGAGUUUAAAGUGAGUAAGGCCCUGCAAAUUGACGGUAAUGUUUAUGCGUCUCAAGUCAUUGAUGUGUUCACGUUUCUGCACGGAGAUCGCCUUAUAUCGGACAUUUAUGCAAUUCCUCAUCUGCUAAACGAGACCUCCGUAAAGGUAAAUAUUUAUUCCGGCCAGUUGGAUACCCUGGUACCCACCUCAGCCACUCUGGCCACGAUCAAGGACUGGGUCUGGAAGGAUAAGUCGGCCUAUCUCCGGGCCAAGCGCACCGCCAUCCUCGUCGAUGGAAUACUCCAGGGCUACCAAAAAGUCGGGGGCAACUUCGGGAUGUACUGGAUCAAUCGGUCGGGACAUUUGGCACCCUCCGACAACCCAACUGCCAUGCAAUAUGUCCUAAAGUCCGUCACUGAGUAUAAUAAAUAAUUUUCAUUUAAUAUUUCAUAAAUAAACGAUAGGUUUUGAAUAUAAUUUAAGGCCUGGAAAGGCUUCGUCUGCCAGAUGCCGACUUCCAUUAUUUUCUGCUGACGUCUUAACCAAGUGUGGUUAAGUCUUUUUGGUUAAGUCUGUGUUGAAUAAUGAGAAUUGUUUAUUUAAAUAUCUCAAGAGUAUUGUGAGCUAAAACAAAAUAAAAGAAGCAAAAUAGAACUUAUA
Molecule: messenger RNA, 1507 nt
Organism: Drosophila rhopaloa
Lineage: Eukaryota; Metazoa; Arthropoda; Insecta; Diptera; Drosophilidae
Product: retinoid-inducible serine carboxypeptidase-like
Exons: 2
Coding region: 14-1279 (421 amino acids)
Biological process (GO): proteolysis
Molecular function (GO): serine-type carboxypeptidase activity
Source: RefSeq, a predicted model, not a curated record